Messenger RNA from Meriones unguiculatus (Mongolian gerbil), 4300 nucleotides. RefSeq names its product olfactory receptor 2AE1-like. Gene Ontology annotation, cellular component: membrane. The record is from RefSeq and is a predicted model, not a curated record. NCBI's taxonomy places the organism in Eukaryota, Metazoa, Chordata, Mammalia, Rodentia, Muridae. The transcript has a single exon. The coding region runs from base 1 to 936 and encodes 311 amino acids. Gene Ontology annotation, molecular function: G protein-coupled receptor activity; olfactory receptor activity. Gene Ontology annotation, biological process: G protein-coupled receptor signaling pathway.
AUGUGGAGGUGGAACCAGACCUCUCUGGAAGACUUCAUCCUUCAAGGGCUGUUUGAUGACUCCUUCAACCACCGCUGCCUUUUCCUCUUGAUCAUGCUGGUCUUCCUUACCGCAGUGAGUGGCAACAGCCUCACCAUCCUCCUCAUCUGCUCUGACCCCCGUCUUCACACACCAAUGUACUUCCUGCUCAGCCAGCUGUCCCUCAUGGAUCUGAUGCAUGUCUCCACAACCAUCCCCAAGAUGGCCAGCAACUACCUGUCUGGCAAGAAGUCCAUCUCAUUUGUGGGCUGUGCCACCCAGCACUUCCUGUAUCUGUCUCUGGGUGGUGCAGAGUGUCUCCUCCUGGCCCUCAUGUCCUAUGACCGCUAUGUGGCCAUCUGCCACCCCUUACGCUACACUGUGCUCAUGAGCAGAAGGGUGGGAGUGAUGAUGGCCGUCAUGUCAUGGUUGAGUGCAUCUGUGAACUCCCUAAUCCACACAGCCAUCUUGAUGAGCUUCCCUUUCUGUGGGUCGAGAAUCAUCCACCACUUCUACUGUGAGUACCCUGCUGUUGUGAAGCUGGUGUGUGGUGAUGUCACUCUUUAUGAGACCACAGUCUACAUCUGCAGCGUUGUGCUUCUCCUCCUCCCCAUCCUUCUUGUCUCUACAUCCUAUGGAUUCAUUCUCCACAGUGUCAUUCAGAUGCGCUCAGCAGGGAGUAAGAGAAACGCCUUUGCCACAUGCAGCUCUCACCUCAUUGUGGUUUCUCUCUGGUAUGGUGCCUGCAUGUUCUCCUACAUGAGACCAAGAUCUCAGCGUACCCCAUUGCAAGACAAAGUGGGCUCUGUUUUCUAUAGCAUCAUCACUCCCACUCUGAAUCCCUUGAUUUAUACUCUCCGGAAUAAGGAUGUUGCUAAGGCUCUUAAGAGAGUGUUGAGGAGGGAUGUUGUUAUCUAGUGACUUCAGUUGUGGUUGUCCUGGAUACAGUGCUGGUAGAAUAUCCUCCUUAUGUCGGUCAAUCAGAGAAAAACACCAAUAUAGUUAUGAUAUAUAUGUUUACACACAUACACACAGGGUUUCUUUGUGUAGAGUUGCCUCUGUAGACCAGGCUGACCUUGAACUUACAGAGUUCCUGCCUCUGACUCUUGAGUUCUGGGAUUAAAGGCAUGUGCUGCCAUCACCCAACCAACUAAUAUUUUUAGGAUCCAGAGUCCUGGUCCUCUUUGAAGAGAACAUGAGUGGAGUUUUAACCUCUAGGUUUACUAUGUAUGGUGCCCAAGGCUACCGACAGAUUCGAACAGUCCUUGAGUGGGGAGUAAGGAUUGAAAGAAAAUAAUAAAAAUAAAAAUAAAAUAAAAACCAAGACACUAUACUUGAUAUCCUUUUGAGCGGGCUUCUAGUAGACUAGGCUCUCUGUUCAUGCCACAGUCCCUUUUUAUAGUCAGAGCAAAGCACUUUGAUACAAUGAAGUUCACUAAAAAGUCAAACUUGUUCACCUCCACCACCUGUCUGAGUGAUCCUCAUACAAACAAAAGGAAGUGAACUUGGCAAAUACAUCCUGCCUACCAUCACAAACAAAAGGAGUGAACUUGGCAACACAUCUUGUCCCCAGGUGAAAGCCAGGGUGAAAACAUGUUUUCACUAAAGCAUCCUGACAAACAAGCGGCUCUCCUCAGUAUGGGAAGCCACACCAGACAUUAUAUUUCAGUUUGUUGUUUGAGAAGUGAGGAUCAAUAUGAAAACAUCUCUCUAGAGGAAUUCAUACGGGGAUGUAGUUCGGUUGGCAAAAUGCCUGUCCUGUAGGCAUGAACUGAAUUCUAUCCCCAGAAUUCAUGUAAAAAGCCCAACAUGAUGGUGUAAGCUUGUAACCCCAAUGUUGCACAGGUGUAGGCAAGGUGAUUCUUGCCACACACACUCACACACACACACACACAUGGGGGGUUGGGGGGAUAGGAUAGAUGUUGUCUACCAAUAGAGACUGAGAGAGAGACAGAGAGACAGCCAGACAGACAGAUGCAGAAUAUAAAAGGUGAAGAAGACAUAUAAAGAUAUGUGAAACUGAAAAAAAAUAGUAUGGUAGUGAAAUAAGGGUUUUUAAAAAAUAAUUAUUGUUUUUAUUAGUUUAAACAUAGGUAAAACACUCCAAAGGAGAGUGUAACACUGGGACACAUUGGUUAUUAACCAGAGUGUGUAGAUUAAAGAAAGUUUUGUAAGAAAGGGUGGAUGUGGGCCAGCAAGAUGGCUCAGAAUGAAAAGAUAUUUGCCUUAAAGACGUUGACAUUCCAUCUUUGAUCUCCAUAACCAUGAUGGCAGAGGGAGAGAACUGACUCCUGGAGGUUUUCCUCUGAGUUCCUCAUGCAUAGUAUUUUCUUGCACAGACACACAUGCACCCAAGAAUGAAUGAAUGAAUAAAUAAUAAAUAAAUAAAUGUAAAAGAAAACAAAGAAAAAAGACAGAUGAUAUGAAAGCUGCAUUCAUAAAGCUUUUAAAGUUUGUUUUACUCAGUGACAGGAAUUCAGAAGGGGCUGAGCAGAAGGCUCAGUGGACAAAAGUAGGUUGCUACCAAGCCUGAUGAUACAAGUUCAAUCCCAGGACCCACAUGGUAGAAGGUUGUUCUUUGACUCCUAAAUCUACACAUACAAAUAAAAUUAAUAAAAGCACAUUCUCAUAAAAAACAAUUUAGAGGAAAUGAAUAAAGUAUUUUGUGUAUUUUAAAAUACUUUUUAAUUUACUCACUUUAUAGCUUGAUCCCAGGCCCUCCCUUUUCUACUCCCAGUUUUACCCUUACACACCCCUCCUCCCACCUUUUCCUUCUUAGAGAGGGGAGGACCCCAAGCAGAACCAACUCCCACCCCAGCACCCUAGUUGCAGCAGGGCUAAGUGCAUCCUCUCCCACUGAGGUCUGACAAGGCAGCCCAGCUAGGGGAAAGGGAUCCAGAAGCAGGCAACACAGUCAGAGGAAGCCCAUACUACCACUACUAGGGAACCCAUAUGUUGACCAAGCCACACAUCUGCUGCAUAUGUGUAGGGGUCUAGGUCCAGCCCAUGCAGCUCUUUGGUUGGUGGUUCAGUCUCUGUGUGACCCCAUAGGACCAUAGUUUACUCUGUAGGUCUUAUUGUGGUGCCCUUGAUGCCUCUGGUUUCCUCUAUCCUCCUCCCAUUCUUCCACAACCCCCAAAUUAGAAAGGAUGAAAUCAAAGUAUUGCUAUUCACAGAUGAUAUGAUAGUAUACAGAAGUGACCCCCAAAAUUCUACCAGAGAACUCCUGUAGCUGAUAAACACCUUCAGCAUAUUGGCUGAAUACAAAAUGAACUUAAAAAAAGUCAGUAUACAAGAGAUAAAUGGGUUGAGAAAGAAAUUAGGGAAAGAAUACCCUUCCCAAUAGCCACAAAUGACAUAAAAUAUCUUGGUGUAACUCUAACCAAGCAAACGUAAGACCUGUAUGACAAGUAUUUCCAGUCUUUGAAGAUAGAAAUUGAGGAAGAUAUCAAAAGAUGGGAAGAUCACCUAUGCUCAUGGAUUGGUAGAAUUAACAUGAUAAAGAUGGGCAUCCUACCAAAAGCAAGCUACAGAUGCAGUACAAUUCCCUUCAAAACUACAACAUAGUUCUUUACAGACCUGGAAACAGCAAUCUCCAACCUGUACAACAGAAGAACUUCUGGAGGCUCUCCAUCCCUGAUUUCAAGCUGUGCUUGAAAUAAUAAAAACCAUAUGGUAUUGGCCUAAAAACAGGCAGGUUGAUCAAUGAAAUCAAACCCAAAUGCCAGAAAUGUACUCACACACCUACGGACACCUGAUUUUUGACAAAGAAUCCAAAACUAUACCAUUAUUUUGAGGCAAGGGCUCACCAUGCAGCUCUGCCUGGUCUGGAGCACACUGUGUAGACCAGGCUGUCUUGGACUCAGAGCUCCACCUCCCCAGUGCUGAGAUUAAAAGUAUGCACCACUCUGCCUGCUCAUAAUUCAUGUUUUCUUAGUGAGAAUAUUUUUACAGUUUUUUUUAAUAAUGUGUGUUAAAACACACAAAUAUUUACUGUUAGCAGCGAAGCGCUUGGGUAGGUUUUUGGGAUUUCUCUUUAUGAAAUCUCACAUGCUUUUUGGGAUGUUUGUGAAUUCUUUGUUCUGCAGUUGUCUUGCCACAUGAUGUAGGGAUAUGAGGUUCAUUAUUUCCAAGCAUGGAAAAGGAAACCCUUUGUGUUUUCUGAGGAUUUGGUGUUGCCUUUUGAUUAGUACUCAGGCAUAUUUGGUUUAGAAUCUGUCACUCAUAACCACCACAGCAGAUGAUAAAUGAACCUUCCUGUGCCUCAGCAAUUUAUGACAAC